Messenger RNA from Eimeria maxima, 531 nucleotides. RefSeq lists its product as hypothetical. The coding region runs from base 1 to 531 and encodes 176 amino acids. Gene Ontology annotation, biological process: vesicle-mediated transport. The transcript is spliced from 3 exons. The record is from RefSeq and is a predicted model, not a curated record. NCBI's taxonomy places the organism in Eukaryota, Apicomplexa, Conoidasida, Eucoccidiorida, Eimeriidae.
AUGGAGUAUUUGCUCCCGCUUACGCGCCCUUCGCUCCCACAGGAUAGUCUCCUGCAAUCGAGCUCAGAAAGCCUGCACCCUCCUGCAGAUGCAGCGUGGGGUGACCGCCGUGCUGGGGCUAGGAGCGCUUCGAGUUGGUUUUCUAGGAGAGGCCUUCCUAAUAACAUAGACGUAGAUGAUGAUGACGAAUCCGACACCUGGUGCUGCUGUGAGCCACUGAACAACACAGAAAGGAUCUUGGGAUGGCUCACGUGCUUCCUAGGAGGGCUUAUCCUUUCGGCAGUGUCGAUGGGCUCCUUCAACGAUAUGUUGCUGGGAAAAAAUAAUAAAUUCGCUGUCACGUACACUAUUGGCAACAUCAUUGGAUUGGCAGGGACUGCCUUUCUUGUUGGUGCCCUCGUAUGGAGGACCAUCAUGCUGGUGAGACGCAGUACUGCACAUAUCGGCUAUGGCGGUGGGCAACUCGCUGCCGGUCUCGUCAACGUUGAAGACUAUCACAGCAAGUCCGAAUAUGUCCGAAUUUUUUUUUAA